UCUUCUUUCCUUAACCAUAUACCAUUCUGCAAUUUACUGAGCAACAGUUUAUUUCUCAAAAUGGCUUCGAGUUCUUCUUCUUCUUCUUCUUCUUCUUCUGUUACUACAAAAACAAGCUUCGAUGUCUUUCUUAGUUUUCGAGGUGCUGACACCCGCGAUAAUUUUACGAGCCAUCUUUAUGGUGCCUUGUGUAGAGAAAAAAUUCAGACUUUCAUAGACGAUAAUUUGAAUAGAGGGGAAGAGAUAGAACCAUCUCUGAUGCAAGUGAUUGAAGAGUCUGAAAUUUCAGUGGUCAUUUUCUCAAAAGGGUAUGCGUCUUCGCCAUGGUGUUUGGAUGAAUUAAUGAAGAUUCUUGAGUGCAGAAAAACAAUGCAGCGUAUGGUUUUACCAGUUUUCUACCAUGUGGAUCCAUCUGAUGUUGAAGAACCGUCUGGUGACUUUGGAGAUGCAUUUCAGAAGCUUGAAGAAAAGUACAAGACGAGUAUGCCCAACUGGAGAUUUGCUUUGAAGGAGGCCACCACUCUGUCCGGAUGGGAUUCUAAGAACCACAGGCCUGAUUCCACUUUAGUUGAGGUAGUUGUCAAAGAUGUCAAAGACAUUUUAAGCAAAAUGCAUCAGAUGUCUUCCACUGAUUCUGGUGGCUUUGUUGGAAUUGAAUCUCACAUUGAAAAAAUUGAAUCCUUAUUAAGCAUCGGACCGGAAGCUGUUCGCUUUGUAGGAGUUUGGGGCAUGGGUGGAAUCGGUAAGUCAACUUGUGCUGAACUUGUAUACCAUCGCAUCUCCAAUAAAUUUGACGGUACUUGCUUUUUAGCAAAUGUUAGAGAAAACUUUGAAAAGGAAAAGGAUGAUCCGAUUCCUUUACUAGAAAAAGUUAUUUCUCGAAUUUUGAAGGAUGAAAAGGUAAAAAUCGAAACUCCUAAUAUGCUGCCCGAAUCAAUUAAACGUAGGCUUCAAAGAAUGAAGGUUCUAAUUGUUCUCGAUGAUGUCAAUGAGGCAAGACAAAUGGAGUAUUUAGUUGGCAAUGGCAAUUGGUUUGCUUCUGGAAGUAGGAUCAUUAUAACAAGCAGAGACGAACAUGUUCUUAAGCACAAAGUUAACGAACUACGACUGUACAGGGUUGGAGGAUUAUCUGAAGUUGAUGCACUCCAAUUAUUUAGUUUGAAUGCUUUCGAGCAAAAAUACCCCCUAUUAGAUUAUCUAAACUUGUCUAAAAGAGCAAUACGUUAUGCUAAUGGUCUUCCAUUAGCUCUAAAAGUCUUGGGUUCCCAUUUGUGUAAAAGGUCUAAAGAACAAUGGGAAUUAGCAUUGGAGAAUCUACCAAAAUCUCGGGACGUGCAGAAGAAUAUCCUGGGAAUUUUAGAAAUUAGUUAUGAGGAGCUAGAAAAGAGUCAGAAGGACAUAUUUCUAGAUAUAGCUUGUUUCUUCAAAGGAGAGGAGAAAGAUCGGGUGGAAAGUAUUCUAAAUGGUUGUGGUUUGAAUGCAAGUUGGGGAAUAACUCGUCUAGUGGAGAAAUGCCUCGUAGAUAUUGUGAAUAAUAAAUUACAGAUGCAUGAUUUGAUACAGGAAAUGGGUCGAAAUAUUGGUAAGCGAAAUCUUAGCAGAAUAUAUUGGGAAUCAAGUCCAGAGGAGCUGUUGAAUAUAUUCGCUGCUAAUGAGGGAAAUAAGACAAUUGAAGGCAUAUUCUUAGAUUUUUGUAGAUUUAGAGGAAAUGUCAACGAGACUUUUCCGCAAGCCUUUUCAGCAAUGGACAAUUUAAGAAUACUCAGGACUUUCAAUUAUUAUCUUUAUAAUUUUCAAUGCGAUAUUCAAUGUCUUCCCAAUAGGUUGAGUUUCCUCGAUUGGAAAUAUUAUCCCUGGGAAUCUUUGCCGUCUAAUUUUACAGGGGAAAACCUUGUGGAAUUAAAUAUGUCCCGCAGUCGACUUGAACGACUUUGGAAUGGAAAUGAGUGUCCUCAAAAGUUAAAAAGACUUAACCUCUCUUACUCUGAGCACUUGAAAAGACUUCCUAAUCUACCAGCAGCUACAAACUUGGAGUAUAUAAAUCUAAAUGGCUGUCACAGUUUGGUUGAGAUUCCUUCAUCCAUUCAGUAUCUCCACAAUCUUAAUGAACUUAUCCUAUCAGGUUGUGUAGAGCUACAAACCGUGCCAAGUCUAGUUCAUUUAGAAUCUCUCGAGAAUCUUGAUAUCUCUGGUUGCCUUAAUUUGAAGAGUCCGCCAGCGGUUCCAAGAGGCAUAAAAAUAUUAAGACUAGACGACUGUAGAUUUGGAUUAGAAGUGCAAGAGUGGUCCGCAUCUCUUGAAUUGCUCGACAAUCUUCAAGAGUUAUCGAUGAUAAGAUGCGAGAACCUAUUCAGCCUUCCCAGUCUCGUGCGUUUGGAGUCUCUCAGACAUCUUAAUCUGUCCGGAUGCUCAGGUUUGAAGAUGCUUCCAGAUAUUCCAAGAGGUAUAGAAAACUUGCACUUAGAUUCUACUGGAUUGGCGGAGUGGUCUCCAUCUAUUCUAUUUCUCAACAAUCUUAAAAUGUUAUCUACUGCCUAUUGCAUGGAUCUGAGAAGUCUUCCGAGCAAAAUUGAAUUGAAUUCUAUCGAGAAACUUAAUCUUGCAGGCUGUCGGAAUCUGAAUAAGUUUCCAGAGAUCAAUGCAAUCAGUCUACAAAUAUUAAUAUUAGUUUGGAGUACAAUAGAAGAAUUGCCCUCCUCAAUCGGUUGCCUCUCUUCACUAGUUCAUUUAGAUUUAAGGGGAUGUAGGAUGCUUGAAAGCCUCCCAAAUAGCAUUUGUGAGUUGAGCUCCUUAAAGGAGCUAAUACUAGAUGCGAGUGGAAUAAAAGAAUUGCCCUCCUCAAUUGGUUGCCUCUCUUCACUUGUUGAAUUGAAUUUAAGGAGAUGUAAGAUGCUUGAAAGCCUCCCAAACAACAUUUGUGAGUUAAGCUCCUUAAAGGAGCUAAUACUAGAUGCGAGUGGAAUAAAAGAAUUGCCCUCCUCAAUCGGUUGCCUCUCUUCACUUGUUAAAUUGAAUUUAAGGGGAUGUAAGAUGCUUGAAAGCCUCCCAAACAGCAUCUGUGAGUUGAGCUCCUUAAAGGAGCUAAUACUAAAUGACACCGGAAUAGAAGAAUUGCCCUCCUCAAUCGGUUGCCUCUCUUCACUUGUUAAAUUGGAUUUAAGGGGAUGUAAGAUGCUUGAAAGCCUCCCAAACAGCAUCUGUGAGUUGAGCUCCUUAAAGGAGCUAAUACUAAAUGACACCGGAAUAGAAGAAUUGCCCUCCUCAAUCGGUUGCCUCUCUUCACUUGUUAAAUUGAAUUUAAGGGGAUGUAAGAUGCUUGAAAGCCUCCCAAACAGCAUCUGUGAGUUGAGCUCCUUAAAGGAGCUAAUACUAAAUGACACCGGAAUACAAGAAUUGCCCUCCUCAAUCGGUUGCCUCUCUUCACUUAUUGCAUUGAAUUUAAGGGGAUGUAAGAUGCUUGAAAGCCUCCCAAACAACAUUUGUGAGUUGAACUCCUUAAAGGAGCUAAAUCUAGAUGAGAGUGGAAUAGAAGAAUUGCCCUCCUCAAUCGGUUGCCUCUCUUCACUUAUUGCAUUGAAUUUAAGGGGAUGUAAGAUGCUUGAAAGCCUCCCAAACAGCAUUUGUGAGUUGAGCUCCUUAAAGGAGCUAAAUCUAGAUAGUUCUGCAAUUAUAACAAUCCCUAGUGACAUUGUCUCUUCAUCAUCAUUAAAAGAAUUGAGUCUAAACAACUGCAAGGGACUCCAAGGUCUGCCGAAGCUACCAGAAGGUUUAAGAGAACUCUUUGCAAAAAAUUGUCUAUCUCUGAAAACUGUAGAAAGAUCACUUUUCAACAUUGUAGAAAGAUCAAUGCUGAGAAUUCAAAUAGACAUUGAGAGGUUUUUACUUGCUGACUAUACUAGAGUUGUUUUUCCGGGAAGUGAAGUUCCAGAGCAGUUUCAGUGUCAAAGUGCAGGAUCGUCAAUAUCUAUUAAGCUCUCGCCACAUUACAACAAUAAGGCAGUUGGUUUUGCUAUUUGUGCUGUUGGAGGAAAGGUUCCUACUUUGAAGGAUAGGAUUACAUGUGAUUGUCAUGUCCAAUAUGAUAAUUGCAACCGAAGGAAAGUCACAUAUUACGUAUCUGACAUGUGUGGGACUGAAUCGGAUCACGUGUUCAUUUGCAAUGAUCGGAACAGGAUGUCUCUACUCAAUGUCAAUAAGUUAUCGUUUAAGUUUGGCUGUGCUAUGGGAAAAUCAAAGAUAAAAAUGUGUGGAGUACACAUGACAUCGAUUGCUCAUUCGGGAUACCAGUUCGCGCAAUUUAGAUCUGAUAUUUCUGCCAUUAAUGAAGAUGAAGAAGGGGAAGAAUUCUUGAUAGAUUAUGAUCCUUCUUCCAAUGCUCCAGUAAUUUCCAAGAUAAACAGAGAAAUCGGGGAAGAGGAAGGGAAUGAGAAGGACGCUGCUAUAGUUCCUUCAAGUUCUUCAUUAAUUUCCAAGAUAAACAGAGAAAUCAGGGAAGAGGAAUCACAGCCUAAAAGAAAAGGAUUUCUUCUCAAAUGCUUGAAAGGAAUGAGAAGGACGCUGCUUUAGUUCCUUCAAGUUCUUCAUUUGCUAAAAUUAAAUGCUUGAGCUGUGUUAAGAGCGAAUGGAUCCAACAUCAGCAAUAGUCCACAGAUAAGAAAAAUAAAAAUUAGACCAUUGAAAAUGAUAGUAAUUUUCAGAACCUCCUACUCUGAAUGGUAAGAUUUUAUCCAGUGCCUUUGGGUCUUCACAGGUUAACAAAAUAAAUGUGAAUUUGAUUCCUUCUAUUUUUGCCCUUACUUCAGUCUCUACUUCUUUUUCUUUGCUUCUAAUAUAUUUCUUUCUAAGAAUAAUUCUUCUGCUCUUGUUGCAGCUUCCAAUAAAGCAAUAAAGGUAGGUGGUUGCACUGCCAACUUUUCACGAAUCUCCAAUCUCAAACCCCUCUCAAAUCUAUUUCUCUUCAGUUCAUCAGUUGCCACUUCCUCUGGUGCAUACCUAGAUAACCUUGUAAAUUGUAAUUCAUAGUCAGCAACAGACAUCUCAUUUUGUUUCAAUUCAAGGAAUUCAAGUUUCUUCCUCUCUUGAUA
Ricinus communis (castor bean) is the source of this 5084-nucleotide messenger RNA. Its product is annotated as disease resistance protein RUN1-like. The transcript has 10 exons. The record is from RefSeq and is a predicted model, not a curated record. Gene Ontology annotation, biological process: defense response; signal transduction. Bases 61 to 4566 code for a protein of 1501 amino acids. Lineage: Eukaryota; Viridiplantae; Streptophyta; Magnoliopsida; Malpighiales; Euphorbiaceae. Gene Ontology annotation, molecular function: protein binding; ADP binding.